AUGUACCAACAUGGUCUGGUAAAGCAAGAAGAUUCCGAUGGUGUCUCCCUUGUUCACACUGCAGAUAUCUCUUUCAAGGCAUCGCCUACGCCCAAGUUGGGUGGCACUGCCACUGCUGCCUCUGGUCUCAGUGCAGGAAGCGGUGGGAAGCCACACAAAUGCCCCUCCUGCACAAAGGCUUUUUCCCGCUCUGACGAGUUGACUCGUCAUGUUCGAAUUCAUACUGGUGCCAAGCCCUUUCAAUGUCCACAAUGCAUGCGCGAGUUCAGUCGAUCCGAUCAUUUAACUACGCAUUUACGGACUCAUACGGGUGAAAAACCUUUCGCUUGUCCUAUUUGUCAACGUCGAUUUGCGCGCUCAGAUGAACGCAAAAGGCAUACUAAGGUACAUGAGAAGCCAAUAGGAAUGUCCUCUACUGUUAGCGGUGGCAGCGGUGGGGGCCCGGGACAUUUGGCCCCGACUUGUAGGUCUCGACAUCGGACCUCAAUGGCUCGAGCCUUUAGAGAAGCACCUGAUCCACACGGGGUCUCCAGUGGAUUUCGAAUUGGUGUCGUAUCAUCCCGACGGAACUCAUUGCUUGCCGAUCCUUUUGGCAACCAGGGAGUACUUGAGGCAGGCUUAAAACCGGAGGACAAUUUUGGAACAGAGGCGGUUGGAGCGGGCCAGCCCAAGCGAUUGUCUGCUGGUGACAAACGAACCGCUGCACUUGCUCUGGCCCCUUGUUCCUCCUCAAUAUUAGGAUUGUCUGCGAGGCGUUUGGCUCUUGUAAGAUCAGCCAUUUCUCCAGUGAUCUCUGGUUCAGACUCCUUAGAAGUCGGAAAUGCUGCUGAUGAGGUCUCUGGCGGCGGACGGACGAUCGAGGAUGGAGAGGCUGAGGGCGAAGGCGAAAAAGUUACAAGGGAUACAAGUUGUCCUGGUUUGAUGGUCGAGGCGACAAACCCACGUGAGCGCCUGGCUUCCAGACGCCUUCUGAUUAAGGCCGCGACAGCAGCUUCUGCCGACACGCACAGUUCAACUAAAAGUCUUUUCUUCCUGCCUACUCAGGUACAUUCACCUGAAGCUCAAGCAAACGUCGGGGGAAUGGCGGAAACCACGGCUGUGAGCCUUUACUUCUUUAUAAAUAACUAA
Molecule: messenger RNA, 1128 nt
Organism: Protopolystoma xenopodis
Lineage: Eukaryota; Metazoa; Platyhelminthes; Monogenea; Polystomatidea; Polystomatidae
Source: the annotation of a GenBank genome assembly